Lethenteron reissneri (Far Eastern brook lamprey) is the source of this 699-nucleotide messenger RNA. Its product is annotated as fibroblast growth factor receptor 1-A-like. Gene Ontology annotation, cellular component: signaling receptor complex; plasma membrane. NCBI's taxonomy places the organism in Eukaryota, Metazoa, Chordata, Hyperoartia, Petromyzontiformes, Petromyzontidae. Gene Ontology annotation, molecular function: fibroblast growth factor binding; ATP binding; fibroblast growth factor receptor activity. Gene Ontology annotation, biological process: cell surface receptor protein tyrosine kinase signaling pathway; positive regulation of kinase activity; multicellular organism development. The record is from RefSeq and is a predicted model, not a curated record.
AUGAGCCACCCGGUUAACAACACUCGAGGCCCCCUGCUCGUGAUCGUUGAGUUUGCGGCCAAGGGGAAUCUGCGCGACUUCCUGCGUGCACACCGCACGCCCCGCAGAGUGAAGGGCGAAACGCUCUCCAUGCUGCAGCUGGUGGCCUUCGCCUGCCAGGUGGCACGCGGCAUGGAGUACCUCACCUCUAAGAAGUGCGUUCACCGGGACCUGGCGGCCAGGAACGUCCUCGUCGUUGACGGCGGAGUUGGUGGCGGCUAUUCGGUGAAAAUCGCUGAUCUGGGCCUCACCCGCGACGUGGGCGGCGAACGUGACUACUACUACCAGCACAAGACUGCUGCCGGACGCCUGCCGGUGAAGUGGAUGGCACCGGAGGCGUUGCUGCACCGCGUCUACACACAGCGGAGCGACGUGUGGUCCUACGGGGUGCUGCUGUGGGAGAUCUUCACCCUGGGGGGCUCUCCGUACCCGGGCGUCCCCGUGGAAAAGCUUUUCAAGCUGCUCGGUGACGGCUACCGCAUGGAGCGGCCUGCCCUCUGCUCCGACGAGCUACACGCGACGAUGAGCGAGUGCUGGGCGACCGUCCCCAGCGACAGACCGACGUUCGCGCGGCUGGCGGACGACUUGGGGCGGAUCCUCGUGGCCAACGGGGGCCGCCGUGACGAGGACUACGUGGACAUGACGGCCGGACUGAUGUAG